Messenger RNA from Knipowitschia caucasica, 1167 nucleotides. The record is from the annotation of a GenBank genome assembly. Lineage: Eukaryota; Metazoa; Chordata; Actinopteri; Gobiiformes; Gobiidae.
AUGUUUGCACUAAUAUUGCACCAUUCACGAACAGGAGUAAACAACACUGAAGUUGGAAUGUGGGCAGAGAAGCUUGGAGCGCAGCUGGGGCGCCCGACCUGGUCCGUAGGAGGCUGGUUGGUCAGUAGGUUUUUCGUGAAGAGGAACAGGGUCUUGGAGGAGAGCGCAGUGAGGCUGUGUGGCAUUGAGCCUGGAGACACCGUCCUGGAGGUGGGACAUGGACCUGGGCUCGGCCUGCAGGCUGCUGCCAAACUGCUCACACAUCCCACUGGGACACUGAUAGGAGUGGACUACUCAGAGUACAUGCACAAUAAAGCUGAUGCGCUUUUGAAGGACCAUAUUACCAGUGAUCUGAGGAAAGCAACGUCGGAAUUACACCGUGUGAUGAAACCUGGGGCGUUAAUGGUGACCACUCUGAGGCUAUCAAUGGUGUCUUACAUGGCGUCAAAGCACUUCGGUUCAGUUUCCUCCCUCGCUCCUCUGUCAUCAACAGAGCCGAAUGGAGCGCCGUACCUGUCGCGAGAAGAAGGAUCGAUUACGUCAUUACGUAACGCUGGAGAGAAGAGCGAACUCCAAACAACUUCGAAAAUGCAGAGAAUCUCUCGUUUGAAGCGUGAACUUGAAAUGCUGAGCACCGAGCCUCCGCCAGGAAUAACGUGUUGGCAGACCGAGGACAACAUGAACGAACUGCGGGCGCAGAUAAUCGGCGGGUCGGGGUCUCCAUAUGAAGGCGGAAUAUUUUCAUUGGAAAUCAAAAUCCCUGAAAGAUAUCCAUUUGAACCUCCUAAUAUACGCUUCAUAACCCCCAUCUAUCAUCCGAAUAUCGACAACUGCGGACGGAUUUGCCACGAUGCUCUCAAACUCCCUCCCAAGGGAGCCUGGAAACCGUCCCUGAACAUCUCGACAGUUCUCACCUCUAUUCAGCUGCUUAUGGUUGAACCAAACCCUGAUGAUCCUUUAAUGGCGGAUAUUUCUGCUGAAUUCAAAUACAACAAACAACUUUUCUCUGAGAAAGCCAAGAAGUGGACACUUGAGCAUGCAUUUCACAAACACAAGAGUUCUUUGGAGAACAAAGACAAAGUUGAAGAACAGAAAACAUCACAUCGCAAGAGAGAGGCUUUCAGUGAACACAAUGCGGAGGAGGCUGCAAAGAAAACUCGUCUAUAG